CAAUUUUAAGCUGUGAAUACUUUAACAAAAGUUUAUUAACCUCCACCUACCUGCUUUUACCACCUGUUCACCACUUCUAUAUAUUAGUAAUUACUAAUUAGUAAUAGUAAUAUACAGCUACCAUAUAUUAUAUAUUUUUAUAACAUUCAAAGACAAAAAGAGCAUUAGUUAUGGAUCAUUCCGCGUAAGUAUUUAAUAUCAGGAAAUGGACAGCAACAAGAUAUGGAGGCAUAUGAAAGCAGAGAAUGUAGUUAUGCCAGCAACUCCACUCUUCAGGGACUUAUUGAACAAGCAGAAUUAGACUCGUUUGAUUAUCCUUUUUAUGCACCAUACAAGGAUGAAGUGGAAACGAUUGUUCAAACGGAAGGUUCAUUCGAUCCUGAUACCAUUAAGCUUUUCCAAAUGAACUGGGAUGAGAGGGACAAUGAUGAUGACGUUUGUUUCGAUGCCUAUAGCAGUGGUAAACAUGUAGCAAGAACCAUGAGAGCUGUUUUAGAACAAAUGCUUGUUAGCCAUUUUCAAUUGGCUAAUUCCGUUGUUGACUAUUUGUUUCAGAGAUAUGCAUAUCAUUUGGCUUGUCAUUUCUUGGUUCAAAAAGGUAAGUUCUGUUGAGUUCAUAGAAUUGUGAAUGGAAAAUGUAAAAAAAAUGGUAGAGAAGAGGAGAUAUGCAUAUCAUUUGGCUUGUCAUUUCUUGGUUCAAAAAGGUAAGUUCUGUUGGGUUCAUAGAAUUGUGAAUGGAAAAUGUAAAAAAAAUGGUAGAGAAGAGGAGAUACCAAUUUGGAAAGUGUACUCCCAAAAUUGGAAAGUUCACUAAUUCUCCCACAUUAGUGGGAGAAGGGAACUUUGGAGUAUUUAGAAUGAUGAAUACUUACUCCACAUGAUAAGUGAGGCAAGAAAUAAGAGAUGCCUCGCGCCGUCGUCGUCGUCGCUUGCUCGGCUUCGACUUCGACUUCGGCAAAUGAUCGAUCGAUGAGAUCUAUGCACUGUUUCUUUUCGACUGAACUGAUAUAUUGUUUCUGUUUCGACUGAACAAAUGUAAUUCUUCAAUGAAGUGAUGCACUGUUUCGAACAGGUGCACUAUUUGGUGAAAUGGUAUACAUGUUCAGUAAAAAUGCUGCAGACAUGCAUUUUCAGAAACAUCACACCAUUUAAGUGAACCAAUGUCACCUUUUCGAAGAGGCAUUUGCUAGGCGGUAUAAACCUGCUUUCCUUCACAGGUUUUGAUAUGAAAUUUUCAGAAUAAAAACUCUCUUCUUUUCUUUACAAAUAUUCUGUGUGAUCAAUCAAAACGUUCUGUACGUUCGAAGAAUCCGCCUAUUUGAAGUACCGCUAUAGUCGAAUUGAAGGCCAUUUUAUUCUGGGAGGAAGAUUCCAUAACCUCGGGUACAAUGAGGGGAAUUAUUCCUUAAGAAAAAUCGGUGAAUUCGGACGACUUGAUCUUAUUCAUUUUUGUUUCAUCUAUUUUCUAAAAAAUAAAAUACACCUCUUGGAAAGGUCAUUUUGAUCUUGUGUUGAGGGUAUUUGAUAUAAUUCAUUGUAUUCUUGUUUAUAUACUUGAACUUUAGUUGAAGUUGUUGUUUCUACU
Messenger RNA from Capsicum annuum, 1585 nucleotides. Its product is annotated as probable methyltransferase TCM_000331. NCBI's taxonomy places the organism in Eukaryota, Viridiplantae, Streptophyta, Magnoliopsida, Solanales, Solanaceae. Gene Ontology annotation, biological process: methylation. Bases 223 to 612 code for a protein of 129 amino acids. The transcript is spliced from 2 exons. The record is from RefSeq and is a predicted model, not a curated record. Gene Ontology annotation, molecular function: S-adenosylmethionine-dependent methyltransferase activity.